UUUUGUGUAUUUAAAUUUCUAAUCAUUAAGUAUUAAUGAAAUAAAUUAAACGAGUGAUGAGGUUGAAAUAUUUUGUACUUAUUUUAUUUGUGGUUAUCUUAUCAAAUUGUGCUUCUUGUGAAAAAGAUAAAAAAAGGCUACAAAUUGGAAUAAAACAUCGUCCGAAAACAUGCAAUGAAAAAUCUAAGAAAGGAGAUCUUUUACAUGUUCAUUACAAAGUUACAUAUGAUAAUGGGACUGAAUUUGAUAAUAGUUAUAUUAGACAAAUUCCUUUUACCUUUACAAUUGGAUCUGGGCAAGUUAUAAAAGGAUGGGAUCAAGGUUUAUUGGGAAUGUGUAUUGGUGAAUUGAGGAAGUUGGUUGUUCCAUCUGAAAUGGGUUAUGGAAAAGAAGGGGUUGUUCCGAGCAUUCCUGGUAGCUCUACAUUAAUAUAUUAUGUGGAAUUGCUUAAUGUAGAGAGGAAGACAUUUUCAUUUUAAUUUAUAAUUUCGUUGUUGAAGAAUUUUAUAAAUAAAUUAAGCUUUAAUUA
Onthophagus taurus is the source of this 529-nucleotide messenger RNA. Lineage: Eukaryota; Metazoa; Arthropoda; Insecta; Coleoptera; Scarabaeidae. The record is from RefSeq and is a predicted model, not a curated record.